AUGGUGGUGAUUGAUCAGUAUAUGAUUGGUGGUUUCAUUGCUUCUUUGUUGGUUCUAUAUUGGGUUAUAUUGGGCUAUGUCUUUUCGAACAAUUUGAGGAGAAACAUAAAGAACAAAAGUUCGCAGGUUGUACGUAAGGAUGCCUGCAUUAACACCUCCACCAACGGUCGGUGCCAGCCUGAGGUUGAUGGAAGUACCGACAUCAUUAUUGUCGGUGCCGGUGUUGCUGGUGCCGCUCUGGCUUACACUCUUGGAAAGGAAGGGCGACAAGUCCAUGUGAUAGAAAGAGACUUGUCUGAGCCAGAUCGAAUUGUAGGUGAACUUUUACAACCAGGAGGCUAUUUGAAAUUAAUUGAGUUAGGUCUUGAAGAUUGUUUGAAUGACAUUGAUGCUCAACGAGUUUUUGGUUACGCCCUUUUCAAGGAUGGUAAAAAUACUAGGCUGUCUUACCCCCUCGAGAAAUUUCACUCAGAUGUUUCUGGACGAAGUUUUCAUAAUGGCCGUUUCAUACAAAGAAUGAGAGAAAAGGCUGCAACUCUUCCAAAUGUAAGAUUGGAACAAGGGACAGUAACAUCGCUGCUUGAAGAAAACGGAACUGUCAAAGGAGUACAAUAUAAGACUAAAAAUGGCCAAGAAAUGAUGGUGCAUGCUCCUCUCACCAUUGUGUGUGACGGCUGUUUUUCAAACUUAAGACGCUCUCUUUGUACUCCCAAGGUGGACAUCCCUUCAUGUUUUGUUGGUUUGAUCCUGGAAAACUGUGACCUCCCAAGUGCAAAUCAUGGACACGUUGUUCUGGCCGACCCUUCACCUAUCUUACUUUAUCAAAUCAGUAGUACAGAAGUUCGUUGCUUGGUCGAUGUCCCUGGACAAAAAGUGCCUUCCAUUGCUAAUGGAGAAAUGGCCAAUUAUUUGAAGACUGCGGUGGCUCCACAGAUUCCUCCUCAGCUGUAUGAUGCAUUCAUUGCAGCAAUUGACAAAGGAAACAUACGAACAAUGCCAAAUAGAAGCAUGCCGGCAAAUCCUCAGCCCACCCCCGGUGCCAUUCUACUGGGGGACGCAUUCAACAUGCGACACCCUUUAACUGGUGGAGGAAUGACUGUAGCUCUUUCAGAUAUCGUUGUCCUCCGAGAUCUUCUUAGACCUAUACAUGACCUAAAUGAUGCAUCUAAACUUUGCGAGUAUCUUGAAUCUUUCUACACCAUUAGAAAGCCUGUGGCAUCUACGAUAAAUACAUUGGCAGGGGCACUUUAUAAGGUUUUUUGUGCAUCACCUGAUCAAGCAAGGAAGGAAAUGCGUCAAGCAUGUUUUGAUUACUUGAGCCUUGGAGGGGUUUUCUCUAAUGGUCCCGUGGCUUUACUUUCUGGCCUGAAUCCUCGCCCUCUGAGCCUCGUAUGCCACUUUUUUGCCGUGGCUGUCUAUGGUGUUGGCCGCUUAUUACUCCCAUUUCCUUCACCCCGAAGAGUGUGGUUAGGGGCUAGACUGCUUUCUGGUGCAUCCGGAAUUAUUUUCCCUAUAAUAAGGGCAGAGGAAUCCCAAUUCUUUUUUUCACUACAGCAAAAAUCUCAGGCUCUUGAAGAGUUUCUACUGUCAAUUGUUGUUGAUGAGGAAGUUCAGAACUCCCCGGGGGUUGAGCUACUUGUAUUUGGAGAACCCUAUUAUGUAGCAGCUUAA
Fraxinus pennsylvanica is the source of this 1671-nucleotide messenger RNA. Lineage: Eukaryota; Viridiplantae; Streptophyta; Magnoliopsida; Lamiales; Oleaceae. The record is from the annotation of a GenBank genome assembly.